Molecule: messenger RNA, 570 nt
Organism: Orycteropus afer afer
Lineage: Eukaryota; Metazoa; Chordata; Mammalia; Tubulidentata; Orycteropodidae
Gene: ASCL2
Product: achaete-scute family bHLH transcription factor 2
Biological process (GO): neuron differentiation; positive regulation of transcription by RNA polymerase II; regulation of neurogenesis
Cellular component (GO): RNA polymerase II transcription regulator complex
Molecular function (GO): protein dimerization activity; DNA-binding transcription factor activity, RNA polymerase II-specific; RNA polymerase II transcription regulatory region sequence-specific DNA binding
Source: RefSeq, a predicted model, not a curated record
AUGUCCCGGCCCGCGCCCGUAGCGUCUGUCGUCCACGGCGGCCGUUGUGCCCGACGGCGGCCCGCGUCCCCUGAGCGGCUGCGCUGCAGCCGGCGGCGGCUGGGCGCGCUGGAGGAGGCCGGAGGUGGCGCGGCGGCUGUGGCGCGGCGUAACGAGCGCGAACGCAACCGCGUGAAGCUGGUGAACUUGGGCUUCCAGGCGUUGCGGCAGCACGUGCCUUACGGCUGCGCCAGCAAGAAGCUGAGUAAGGUGGAGACGCUGCGCUCAGCCGUGGAGUACAUUCGCGCGCUGCAGCGCCUGCUGGCCGAGCACGACUCCGUGCGCGCUGCGCUGUCAGGGGGGCUGUUGGCCCCCGCCACGAGGACCCCCGCGCCGCGCGCGCCUUCGGAGACCCCCGCAGCGGCUGCCGCCUCCCCCUCCUGCGCCUCGUCGUCCCCCGGGUGCGGGGGCAGUUCGGAGCCCGGCUCCCCGCGCUCUGCUUACUCGUCGGACGACAGUGGCUGCGAGGGCGCACUGAGCUCAGCGGAGCGCGAGUUGCUGGAGUUCUCCAGCUGGUUAGGGGGGUACUGA